This is a messenger RNA of Sorex fumeus (smoky shrew), 954 nucleotides long. It is a transcript of the gene DCTN6, whose product is annotated as dynactin subunit 6. The transcript is spliced from 7 exons. Gene Ontology annotation, biological process: mitotic spindle organization. Gene Ontology annotation, molecular function: dynein complex binding. NCBI's taxonomy places the organism in Eukaryota, Metazoa, Chordata, Mammalia, Eulipotyphla, Soricidae. Gene Ontology annotation, cellular component: dynactin complex. Bases 39 to 611 code for a protein of 190 amino acids. The record is from RefSeq and is a predicted model, not a curated record.
CGACCGCGUCGACCCCGACCUCGCUAGACCUUCCAGCCAUGGCGGAGAAGGCGCAGAAGAGUGUGAAGAUUGCUCCUGGAGCAGUUGUGUGUGUGGAGAGUGAAAUCCGGGGAGAUGUAACAAUUGGACCCCGGACUGUGAUCCAUCCCAAAGCACGGAUCAUUGCAGAAGCGGGGCCCAUCGUGAUCGGAGAAGGUAACCUGAUCGAAGAGCAGGCACUUAUCAUAAACGGUUACCCUGAUAAUAUCACCCCUGACACUGAAGAUCCAGAUCCCAAACCUAUGAUCAUUGGCACCAAUAAUGUGUUUGAAGUUGGCUGUUAUUCCCAAGCCAUGAAAAUGGGAGAUAAUAAUGUUAUUGAAUCCAAAGCGUACGUAGGCAGAAAUGUGAUAUUGACAAGCGGCUGCAUCAUUGGGGCCUGCUGUAACCUGAAUACCUUUGAGGUCAUCCCUGAGAACACAGUAAUCUACGGCUCGGACUGCCUCCGCCGGGUGCAGACUGAGCGGCCGCAGCCCCAGACACUGCAGUUGGAUUUCCUAAUGAAAAUCUUACCAAACUACCACCACCUAAAGAAGACUAUGAAAGGAAGCUCCACUCCCGUUAAGAACUAAAACAGUUGAGAAGACAGCGCUCAUCAGUGGCCCCGUCUCCUGGAGGGCUGCGGUGUUGAUGCACUCCUAGCAGUCCAGGGUCAGACCUGUCAGCUUUAUUUCAUAAAAUUAGGAAAGUAACAGGAUUUUCAUUGUAACUGUCCUCUGUGAUUUGUAUAAAAUGUAUUAUUUUCCUGUAUCUUUAUUCUCUCUUAAUAAUAUACCGUCUUAGUUAUUCUUUUGUUGUCUAAAAUGUUGGCUGCAAAUUUUAAUUACACAAAGGACCAUCCAUGAUCAGAAAAGGCAGAUAGUUGGUUGUGUAUUUUUAUUCUGUCAUAUACUAAACUCAAUAAAAAUGUUGAUA